This is a messenger RNA of Nerophis lumbriciformis (worm pipefish), 1680 nucleotides long. It is a transcript of the gene tlcd1, whose product is annotated as TLC domain containing 1. The record is from RefSeq and is a predicted model, not a curated record. NCBI's taxonomy places the organism in Eukaryota, Metazoa, Chordata, Actinopteri, Syngnathiformes, Syngnathidae. Gene Ontology annotation, biological process: membrane assembly; plasma membrane organization; regulation of membrane lipid distribution. Gene Ontology annotation, cellular component: plasma membrane.
AGGGUGCAUACUCUGUGGAAUGUUACUCCUUUAACUGACUUCCUGUUCUCCAUCCAGAAUAAAGCAGCAGUGAGGUUCUGCUGCAAAGCUGUGCAACAUUUGUGAGUAAUGGAGGAGUAUUUAUAAAGUGGCUGUCAUUUAAAGCUGGAUAUACAGCUGUCAGAUGAGAGCAUGAAGCAGCCCCACCCACGGUGCUCCACGCCCACCCCUUCUACUUCACCGUGCCUGGCCGUGAGCAGCACAACGGGACGCAACAGGCGUGUGGAGUGAAGCGUCUCACUUGGCAUGAUCUGUCACGGAAAUCCCCCGUUGUUCUCCCCCUCUCCACGGGCUUGAAGGGGGGAAAAAAGAAGGCGCUGGAUCAAGCCUGCGUCGCGUCUGCUCCAAAAGAAAACCAGGCUCUGCCCUCCAACUUCACUUCAUACCACGCAUACCCGCCUGUCCCGGGGAUUGUUGCCCAUCCCAAAGAGGAGGAGAAGGGACGAUCAGGAGUUUCCAGGAUGGAUGGUCUAGUCCUCAUGCUGAAGAACAACCCUGGCCCUUCUGUGUGCCUCUUCUCCCUCAUCUUCAGGGGGAUCCACGGGUUGCUGCAAAGACUGCCCCUGCCCAAGUUGGUGCACCAGGAUGAAUUUCGCUCGUGGAAAUGGAAGAACCUCUCCGUGUCUAUGGUGCACUCCCUGCUGACGGGGACGUGGGCUCUGACUUGUGCGGCCAUUUGGCCGGAGACGCUACACGACCUACGCGCUUUCCACACGCCGCUGUCCUACCUGCUGGUUUGCGUUUCAACUGGAUACUUUGUGCAAGAUGCAGCUGAUAUCAUCCUGACGGGACACGGAAGAGGAUCAUGGGAAUUCUUAAUCCAUCAUGCGCUGGUGAUCUCGGCCUUCCUGUACGCCCUCUACACUCAGCUGUACGUCGGCGGUGCCGUGGUGGCGCUCUUUGUGGAGGUCAACAGCGUGACCUUGCACCUGAGGCUGCUGCUGAAGCUGGCGGGCGCCACGUCGUCCACCUUGUACCACGUCAACAAGAUAGCCAACAUCUUCACCUUCAUCACCUUCCGCCUCUGCUCCCAGUUCUAUCUCACCUGGUACAUCCUGCAUAAUUACUCCCGGCUGGAGCACGCCGCCUUCUUUCUGUUCGCCAUCAUGGUGAUGAACGUCAUGAUCACGGUCUACUUUUAUCGCCUGCUGCGCGCCGACUUCUUCAAGCACACGACGCACGGCCACGCCUCCAAAAGGUUCGUCGCCGACUGAGUGGACCACAGGAGAGCACUUUGUGUUGUUCCCUUCUUGACGAGUGAGAGUUUACCGAUUGUUUUGUAACUGAGACCGUUCCUCGCCGCCACGUUUCCCGGGUUCCCGCCAAGGAACACGCCUGUGAAGCAGGACAAGGUUUCGGCCUGGCCCGGCAUCUCAAUUCCAGGAAUGGUGGAAAGCUCUAAUUUGGGUAUUUGUGCUUUGCUAAAUGUACUAAAUCAUGUUUGGACAUUUGUUUGCCAAAGAAGGUUGGACAUUUUACGUGGAUCUUGUGUGCUAGCGAAGCAUUCUGACAGGAAAUGAAAGAGAAGCUCAGCCAAAGGACUUUUGGUCAUUUAGAAAAUGUCAAAAUAAGAUGAUUUCUUUGUUUGCCUCUAGCUGAUGAAGUGAUGAAUCCCAAAUAAAGAUGACACACCGUGAGUUA